Molecule: messenger RNA, 11704 nt
Organism: Brassica rapa (field mustard)
Lineage: Eukaryota; Viridiplantae; Streptophyta; Magnoliopsida; Brassicales; Brassicaceae
Source: RefSeq, a predicted model, not a curated record
GGAAGGAUUACUUUGGGCAGCCGCAUGUAUGAGAGACAGGAGGAUCACUUCGGUACGGUUCGAGACGGACUGCUUGGACUUAGUGGACAUGAUUACAAACCCGAUGGACUGGCCAGCAUUCGCGACAGAGUUCGAAGAGUUCCAGAGGUUACAAGAUGAUUUCGAGGAUGUGAGACUAUCUCAUAUUCCUCAGAGUCAGAAUGGCCGGGCAGACGCGUUAGCGAAAGAGGCAAGAUCCAGAGAUUAUAUUUUCUCCCAUAUAGAUCAGACCCGGACAGAUGGAGAUGCUCCUCGGAGAAUCGACUCGUCUGUUCUCCACUUGAUCUAGCUUAGAUGGGAAGACGACAAAAAAAAAAAAAAAAAAAUUCUAUUAUGCUAAGAUUUGUAGUGUCUAAAAACAAAAACGGUAUUGAUCCUCUGUGAUUUUAAAAAGACAAUACAUGUCUCAAGUAAAUACCUUCGACAAACUGGUAAUAUCUUUGUCAUUGCAAUUAAAUCAAAAAUAUAUAUGAAGGAAAUCAAAUAACUCAUAAAUCACCAAGGUUGGAAUUGUUGAGGGUUUUGUGUGUAUGAACGAAGGGGGAGACAUUGCUUAUAUGAUUGUCAUAAAGCCAAUUCCAUGUAUUUGUUUCUUUUCUAACCAAUUAAGACGGAAUAGAUUAGUCAUAUUAAUUGGAUAUUACAAUAACAGGAGACAUGUUUUUUCAACACAAACAAGAAAAAGCCAUGUGAACUUCCACCAUCUUUGUAAUCUGCCUAACAUAUAUUGUAUUAAAUUAUAGAUUUUUUGCUUUUUGUUAUGUUUACGGUUUAAAAAUACCAAAUUGCGUAUAUUUACUUAACUUAAUUUCUAGCUGGGCUGGCUAAAGGAAAGACAUAUAGACCGAAUGUUACCUUGCAUACAUAUUAGACUAUUUCUAAUGUAUUCUUUUAUUUUUACCUCUAAAAUAAAGUAUCAUCUCUAAAAUAGAGAUGAAUUUCUCUCUAAUGUAUAUUUCUAUUGUUGCCUCUAUAAUUGAAUAAUUUCAAAAUAUUAUAUUUUAAUUUUACAAGAAAUGUCUUUUAUUUAUAAAAAUUGAUAACCAACCCUAUUUACUUUUAACUUUUAAAAGAUUUUCAUAAAAUUAUGAAUUUUUUAAAAGUAAAGUUUUAUUAAAAGACUAUUAGGUAAAUAAAAAUGUAAUUCCAUUAUAACAAAAACUUUAUUUCUCUAUACAAUAAUUACUUUGAUUAUAACUAUAAAAUUUGAAAGUUAAAGAACUGAUUUGAAAAAAAAAUAUGACUAUAUAAUUGAGGAAUGCUAUUUUUUCUCUAUAAAUAGAAAAAAAAAUAGCAAUAUCUAUUUUAGAAGUGAAAUAAAGGUGGGAUGGAACACAUUUGACUCUAUUAUAACAUAUAGAAUUAUAGAGGUGAAAAUAAUAAUGAGUUGUAGAUGUUCUUAGACCAUUUCCAUUGGUUUACUUUGUUUUUUCCUUUAAAAUAGAGUGAUUUUAUAGUAGAGUUGGAUGUUGCUCCAAUGAUACUUUAUUUUAUAGUGAAAAAUAGAGUGAUGAACAAAGAAAAAAAUAUAUAGAGUAAAUAUAUUUUUUACUCUAUUAUAGAAUAGAAAAUAAAAUGUCAUUUAAACAUUUUUACUCUGAACUCUAUUUUAUAAUGAAAAAAUAUAUUGAGAUUGGAGAUACUCCAGCGUACUCGUGAUUCAUUAUGAUUUAACUUAAUUUAAACAAAUGUUUUUAAUUUUAGUGAAUAAAAGAAAAAAAUAUCCCGACUCUUGAAAGUAAAAUAAUAAAAAAGGAGUAAAUGAUAUUAUCCCGGUAAUUAUUGAGUGGAAACAAGUGUGUGUUUUUCUUUGUUUCAAAUAGUAAUCAGAGCAAUAUAAAAAUAUUCCACUUCAUUGAUAAAUUAUAUGUAAAUUUAGAGUAAUACAAUACUUAUAGUAUAUAUUUACUCCACAGUGACCAAUUAAUAACAGCCUAUAAGUUUUAACUGUUUCUAGAGUAAUACAAUAUAUGUUGAUUUUCUACCUCCGAUUUUGCUGUCUAAACCGGUGAUUUCUUAGUAGAGUAGUUGAUGUUAUUUAAAAACAAAUUUCAGUUUUUAUGUUAAAGAAAAUAAAAAAGAGAUAACUUCGAUGAAUCACCAGCUAAAAAUUUUCUUACCAGUGGUCUAGUUAGUAUUUCAUAAAUAAAAUGGAGUAAAAAUGUGAAAAUAUGAAAAUAAAUAGAUAAAAUGGAAUAAAUGUUAUUAAUCUGAUAAAUAAUAGAGUGAAAAUAAGUGUGUGCUUUUCUUUGUUUAAAUAAUAUUGAAAGCAGUAUUUCACUUAGCUGAUAAAUUAUAGUUAAACUUAGGGGGUGAUUGGUAGUUGAUGUAGGUGCUGUCCACAAUCCUAUUUAUUUUUAUAGCACCAAAUUUAGAGCAAUCAAGCUUUAAUUUUUUUUUUUGAAACCACAGCUCUUGAAAUAACCUACAGCUGUACAAGUGCUCUGCAGAGUCAAAUAUCCAAAGCAAUUGUUUAGUGCUUUCCAUAAAAUUUUACAGCAAUAAAAUCUAAAGCCACAAUAAAAAGUCUGUAGAUUUUUUUUUACAUCAAAAAUUUAAAAGCUACAGUCAUUACCAAUCGGACCCUUAAUGUAAUACAAGACUUAGAGUAAAAAAAUUACUUUAUAAUGACCAAUCAGUCUGUCACAGCCUAAAAGUUUUGAUCGUUUCUGGUCAAGAAAGUUUCAAUUGAUAUGUUAAGGAAUUUCGAAAGAGGGGUAACUUAGAUGAAUCAUGUCAUAUCCAAAUUAAAGUCACAAUCCAAAACAAGGACAGUUUAAUUGUUAUAUGUAACCAGUUAUGUUAUUUUUGUUGGUUUAUGAUUGGUUAUCAAUACUUAUUAUGAUGCACACACUGCUACACACAACCAAUAAACCUGGUUCGAAUAAAAAAAGAUAUAGCGACGGCGGAAACAAAACAUAAAGUAAAAGAUGGUGAACAGAUUGUAUGAGCUUAUAAUUUGUCAUGACAACAACCAACAGAACCAUGUAGUACUAACCUUAUGUUUGCUGGUCAAACUAUAUAGUAUUUGUGAUUGGCACAUUAUUAACGUCCCUAAGUUGUAAUUUAUAAAAUCUAGAAACAGUUGACACCAAAUUAUUAGACAAACAAAUCCGACCGGGGCAUGGCAGUGUUACUAUUCUAUUAUAAUUUAUAAGGAGUUCAUCUAAAUUAUUUAAUACUAAUUAACAAAUAAGGUUACGUCAGCUAUGAAAUUAUGUCGAUUAUGUUCUAGAAUUUAGAUGACUACUGUUAAAGCUUAGUUUUCAAAUCCGUUGACAACUAAAAGUUCAGUAAUUUUGGAAGCGAAGAAUUUAAUCUUGUUCCAUUGUUUAUUAAUCCAAAUAUAAUCCGAGUUGGUCAUAGAUGUUAGCUGGUUCGCUAAUUGCUAGUCAAUAAUCCCUCUCCCUCAUUUCUUGCAAUGGAUUUAUGGAUACUUCUUUUUCGUAAGAAACUCAAUUUUGGAAAAUAGACGAAAUGUAUUUUAAGUUUUGGAAUUUAAGAAGAUCUAUUUUUUUUCAUCUCAUAUUGAUGGUAACUUGUUUGGGGGUUUAUGGAAUCGUUUGAACUUCAUAUCUCCUGUUAACUAACUAUGGGCCUUGGUCCAUAGCUUAACCACUAAAUUGUCUUUGUUAAAUCAGUUAAAGUUUAAAACGUUCCUUAAGUCACGUUUACUUGCCAAAGAAACCAAUCAAAUAUUACCUCCAUAAGCUUGCAGUAAUCUAAAAGGAAAGAGGAAUCGCGAUGUUUAAUUCGGGUUCAGUUCGUUAACAUUCCCGGAUCAGGCCCAUGGUAUAUGUUGGGCUUUACCAAGACAGUGAUGGGUUUUGUUUGUACUUGAUCCGUAGCCGACAUGGCAUUAAAAGAUAAAUCACAUGGAGAAGAGACACGUGUCGAACUUAACGGCAAUAGCGGCUUCGGGUUGUGGUUAGGGCACGAUCUUUCGUAAAGCAAACAUAAAAACAGAGCGGUGAUGGUCCCACGCACACUUGUCUGCUGCAUUGUGGGACCCCACUUUGCUAACAUGGACCCACACGUUCUUUGCUCUUUUCUUAUUUCCAUAAAAUGUUUAAUCCCAUGUCAACUCAUACCCAAUAACCCAAGUCUAAUCUUAUUGCAUUAUUUGACAAAACGCACAUAAUCGUCUCAUCAUGUACAUAGAUGUGUCUUUUAACCAUGCAGAUAUUUUCUCGUUAGGUAACACGUUUAUUAAGGUUUCAAGAAAAGUGUCAAAUCACAUCAUUGAACAAGUUUUCCACCACCAUCCGAUCAAAUCGUUGAGCAAAACUCAUGAGCAUCAAGUUCUUAUCAUGUCUGCCAAGUUUAGUGUGAAAAUUUAUAGACAUUUCAGUAUUGAACUGCAAGGUUUUAAUGAGUAGUACGUUGUGAUACUUAAUUGGUCUUAUAUAUGUAUAUUCAGUAUAGUUUUGCAUGUCUUCAAACCAUAAUUAAACUUCAAAAUCUAUAUAUCCAUUGUAUUGAACUAAGUCAAACAAAUAUAUAUAUAUAUAUAUAUAUACACAUAAAUUGCAUGCAUUCAACCAUAUAUAGUAACUACAAAUUAUAUUAUUUGUAUUGAAUAUAAAAUACAAAUAUCUUUGAGACUUUUGGGGGUUUUAGCAGACACUACCAGUGUCCACUUGUUGUUAACAUCAAACUAUAUAUGUCCGUUGUUCAUUAGAAGCGUGUGAAUUAGUACUUUAUUAGCAUUAGAUAUAUACUAUAUAAUUGCCAUAAAGUCAACGUAAUGCAACGAAAUACCUAGGUGGCUGUAAUGUCAUUAUGUUCAAGUAGAUACGAACAACUAAACAUGUAUCAUGUAUAAAAUUGACCAACAUAUAUUUCAAUGUAAAUGAUUUAAUAAUACGUACACAUACCCACACAAUGAAUGAAUAUCAUAUACAGGACGUUGCAAUACUUGAUAGUUAUAUAUUCAAUUAAUCACAGAUAAUAUAUAUUAUACAUGUGUGGUGUUAGACUUUGAAUAAUGAGUUUAAGUCAAUGAAUAAGCCAUGCGUAUGAUAAAUAAAUUAAACAAACUUGGUUCAAUGUUUCUGUGAAAAGAAACGUAGGUUUUACCUGUCAGAAAUGCAACAAUCCGUUUGGAGAAUGUUUUGGCAGAAAAAAAAAACUGCUAACCUUUUUGUCAAUCGCCAUUAGAAAUAUCGAUCUUACCGCGUAUGCUAAGGUUCCCGAGAAACAUACACAUGAAGUGAAUGAAAGACGAGUUAUAGGGGACAAAAGUUAACAAGGUAGCGUAAAACCAUGCAAAGUGUUUGAAGGCUCCAACGUAGAGACAAAGAGUUAGGAGCUAAAAACCGCUUCUUGGGAUAAACAAAAGAAGCAUAUGCAUCAAAAACCCUAAUCCUACUUUUUGCACGUUUCAAUUACCAGCUAGAUUUUUGCUCCAUUUAUUAAUACAAAUAUAGAUAUAUACAAAAAAUAACUAAGCGGUGUCAAUCUGAGGAUGCUAUAACUACGAGAGAGAAGACACAAGUUUGGUCUUUUCACUUUUGCUUGGAAGGUUUCUCUGGUUUGCAUCAGUGAAUCCUUCAUAGACAUAAGAGGGGCCACACAGACACCCUAAUCUGACCAUCGCUACAGUUUUCUUCUUCUCACUCAGACAUUUGCAUGUUCUCUUCUUCUCCUCUACCAUCACAAUAUCUUCAAAACGUCAUAUCUCUCUCCAUCUCUCUAUAUAUAUAGGUCUGCAACUGUCUCGGUUAUAGUCCAAGUCAUAUAUCUUUCUUGGUCUCUAUUACUGGUAUGGAUCCGUUGAGGACUACUUGCUUCUAUUUCCUUUGUAUCGUCUUUGUCAUCCUUUCUCCGAGUUGCUUAUGCGAUUCUCGCCGUCUUGGACCCAUGGAGAAGAAGCUUGGUGUGAAUCGUGACCAUUUAAUUGCGGAGAACAACGAAGAAAUUACAAAACAAGGCGUUCCUUCAACAAACGUGGCGAAAACCUUAUUGAGUGAAGCACCGAUCGAACAUGACGUAGCUAACCAUGGUCAGAUAAAUGGGAAUAGUACGAAGGACGGUUUCAGGGUAAAACGUGCUUCACUAGACAAAACCGUGCCGUCCAAAAGAGUCUCGAGAACUUGGAAAGUUCCUAAAUAUUCAAAGAAGCAGCCUAGAUCAGAUCACGAACAUCCAGCAUUCAGUCUCGACUACAUGCAGCCCAGCACCCAUCCGCCUCAUCAUAAUUAACUUUCUCUUGAUCAAAUUUCUACAUUUUGACUCGUUUAAUGUGGUCACAAACGACCUAGUUUGAAGCUUUAUAUAAAAUAUACUAUAUGUUAAAUAAAAUAAACUAGUAAAGCAGGUUCUUGAUGUUGUACGAUACUACUCCGGUUGCAUUUCUUGAUUUUGUGACUAUAUCACGCAUUCGUGCGCAUAUAUCGAUCAUGGUGCACUACUAUAUUUACUCGUCUCUAUAUACAUGCAUGGUUACCUCUCUUUUGAAUUUUUUUUUUUUGUUGUUAAAGUAGUCCUUUGAAUGUUAUGUUAAUACUAAAUAAGAAUGUACUUUUGUUGUUGUAAAAAAUUUCGUGAUAUUAGACUAACUUACUAACGAUUGAUUGAUCAUGAUUCAAAAUUUAAAAAGCAGCGAAAAUUUUGAUAUACUUGAUGGUUACAUAGCUAUAAGUUCUGAUGGCAUUAAAACUUUGCAUAAGCAAGUUUGUAGUAUGUACAUAUGUCAGUCAGUAAAGUUGGAGCCGAGGAAACAAAAGAUUGCCCAUAGUGACAAAAACCAUAUAAAUUUCAUUUGGCACACAUGAUGGUUGUGCAUGGUGUUCGGUGUCUCGUUCGAAUUAGUUGGUUCAGAUUUUUGGUGCCAUGUUCGUAAGUUCCGUUCGGUUUUACUAUUUCCAGUUCAUGUUAGUUAUUUGGGUUCGGUUUGGAUUGAAUUACAACCAAUACAUAUUUGAAACACCCAAAAUUUGAAUUAAAAAAACUAUUAAGAUGGAUAUUUGAAUCACCCAAAAUCUAAAUUAGGUCAAUCUUAAAAUUUUAGUAUUUGUGAUUUGUUUCCUUUUUAACGUAUACUAGAUUCUGAUCCACGCAUCUGCGUGGAUGUUUUCUAAAAAAAUUAUAUUGUUCAAAUUUUCUUUUACCUGUUUGUAGAGCUGGUCAAAAAAUAAUGAAAAGUAAAUAGUUAAAGUAGCUAAACGAUAUUCAAAACACCAAAAAAUACUUAAAAUAUUUUUUUCUCACAAAAAGCAAAAAUACUUAAACGAUAUUCAAAACACCAUAAAAUACUUAAAUUUAGGUAUUUUUUCUUAAAUUGCUCAAAUUUAUAUGUUAUAUUAUUUUUAUUUUUAGAUUUUAAGAAAUGUAAAUUAUAUAUGAAUUUUAAAAAAUUUAAAAUAAUUUAAACGGUUUAUCUGAACCCGAACAAAGCUCUUAAAGAUCCGAACCAAACGAUAAUGGGUAACUAAAAGCCCACCUCUACAUCAUUGAUUUAUAUAUUUUUACCACUUACCAAUUUUUAAAAUAUGUUUACUAUAAUUUUCUAAGUUAUAUGAAUCAAUUUUAUUUUUUAUUUUAAAUUAUCAUUUGUUUUAGUUGUUUAUAUAUAUCUUGAUGGGUCAGAACUGAAAUGUAGAUUUGUAACAAUAAUGGUAAAUUAUCAUUAUUCGUUUGUUUAUAUAUUAUUUAUUGAAAAUUACCAGAAAUACUACAUUCAUAGUUACACUUUUUAUGUUUACACUAACCAUUUUUACCCUCACUUUUAAUGAAGGAUAAAAAAAAUUAUAUAUUUAAGGUUUACUAAUCCAGACUUAGAGGUGGAGAAGAGUUUUGGAAUGUAAAAUUAAGGAUUCUAAUAAAUAUAUAAAUAAAUACUUAAAAAAUAUAAAACAGAAUUAAAAAAAUCAUUUCAAACAUAAUUUUUCGAUUUUUAAAAAGCAGUUUUGAAAGAAAAAAAAUCAAAAAACAAAAAAAUUAUAAAAAAAAGUUUGAAUUUGAAAAAGUAUAAUUCGAAAACAUAAAAAAUUAUUUUUUUAUCUAUUUAAAUAAUUAUUUAUUAUAUAUAUAGAUAACAAGUGUAUAAGAGCAUGAUUAUAGCUGCCGAUUUCUUUAAAAACUCUUUUUUUUAGUUUGAAAAAAAAAAAUAACCAAUCGCGGGCCGCCACAUGUCAGUAGGGCCCGCAAACAGUGCAAUAAACACUCCAAAAUUGAUCCUUAUUUCAUAUGUUUUAUGAUCGAUUAUUAACCUUUUUGUGGGGUACACACUCUAAAAAACCCACUAGGACCCCGCAAUAAAGAUGGUCUAAAAGUCUUUUGACACUUAAUGAAGAUUGUAUUUUUGAAAAUGUUCUUUUAGUGGUGGUAAAGAUGAAUAAUGGUACCAUGAAAUUGACAAACAUGAAAUUCUCUCAUUAUUUAUUUAUUAUCAUAAUUCAUUACUUAUGUCAAAUUUACAUUUUUAGUUCUUAAUAGAAUAUAUAAAUAGGUAUUAGAUGAUAUUUUUAUAAUAAAAUUAUUCACAUUUAUUAUAUAUAUUUUCUUAAAAUAUGUAUUUUGUGCAAUAUGUUAUAUUUUAAACUAUAUUAGAUAAAAUAUGUUAAUUCCUUUAUUACUUUUAAUUAUAUAUACAUUGUCUUUGGGAUUCAUAUUAAUCUAUUGUACUAAACCCACAUAAUCAUACAAGUAAUCAAAAUGGGUAAUUAUGAUAUAAUAGUAACAAAUAUGGGAUAAAAUAAUUAAAAAUUUUUAUAAGCCCAAUUUGGUGAGCAAACAAGAAAAAAUGGGGGGGGGGGGGGGGGGGGGGUGGGGAGGAUAAGUUUUAAAUAGGUACGUGGAAUAUUGGUUUUAAUGUAACUGAAAUUUAUGAUUUAAUCGAUAGAUUUCUAAUUUAUUUUAUAGUAUACAUAUAAGGAAUCUUAUUAUAUAAAGUUAGGUUUUUCAAAAUUGCUAAUUAGCAUGAUCGCGACAUGUGUAAAUAAUUUUUUUAAGAUUGCAACAUGUGUCAAAAAAUAAUCUCUUUUCUUAGGAUUUAAAAGAGAUUUAAAAAACAAAAGUUAUUAUUACAAAAAUAUCUUUUUAUGAUUAUUUUUAACAUUUUGGAAAAGAAAAAUUACUAUUACAUAGUCUUUUACAAUUAUAUAUUGUUAAAAUUAUUGGAUAGUAAUUUUUAUUUUUUUAAAUCCUAAACAAGUAAAUAAUUAUAAAAAUUUAUUUGAAAGUAAUUUUUUGUUAAAAAAAGUAUAAUUUUCGUUUUUAAACAUAAUAAAGAAAGAAGAUUGUAAAAAAAAAAUAUUUGCUAAAAAAAAAACUAAAAAAGCAAAUUAUGAAAUCCUACAAAUACAAGAUAUUAUUUAAUAAAAUCAAAAAGUAAAACUGACUAUAAAAUAAGUAAUAUUUCUUUUUUAAAAGCCUAAACAAAAGAAAAUUGUAAAUGUUAUACUAUUAUAUUGCUAUUACAUAGUCUUUUACAAUUAUAUAUUGUUAAAAUUAUUGGAUAGUAAUUUUUUUUUUAAAAUCCUAAACAAGUAAAUAAUUGUAAAAUUUUAUUUGAACGUAAUUUUUGUUUUAAAAUAUAUAAAUUUAGUUUUUAAAAAUAAUAAAGAAAAAAAAAAUUGUAAAAGAAAAAUAUUAACUAAAACAAAUCUAGAAAAAACGAAUUAUAAAAUCCUACAAGUACAAAAAAUUAUUUAAUAAAAAUCAUAAAGGAAAACUAAAUAUAAAAUAAAUAAUAUUUAUUUUUCUAAAGCCUAAACGAAAGAAAAUUCUAAAAAUAUUACUAUUUUUUUACUAUAAAUAACAAAUUUCCUUUUUAUACAUAAUUGUAUGUUAAUAAUUUAUAAAUAAAAAAUAGCUACAAAUAUUUCACAACUAUAUUUAGGUUUUAGUUCCACAUAUUAUUUUCAAAAAAAAGUUAUUUACGAGAAAAAUAUUACCUAAGUAUUUUCUUUUAAUUUCUUGAUACAACUCAAUUUUCCUUAUAAUCUUAUUACAUUACGAUGCUAACGUAAUUUUUUCAAUUAUGAUGUGUUGUCGUUUAUUAGUAUGUGUGAAUAUAAAAGUAUGAUAGAUAUGUGUUUAUACGUAUAAGACAAAAUAUUAAAUUCAUUAAACAGAAAAUUUUAUUAAAAAUAAAUUGAUUUUAUACAAAUUUUAAACAAAAAUGAAUUAGAGUAUCCUACCUAUAUAAGAAAACUUUUAAUGAAAAAUAUUAAAUAAAAUAAUUAUAAAAUAAGUAAGUUUCCUUUUAUAAAAGUCUAAAUAGAAUAAAAUAGUUAAAGAAAUAUUAACUAACUUUCCUUUUUCAUACGUAAUUUUGUGUUUAGAAAAUUAUAAACCAAAAUAACUUCAAAUAUUUCACUCGAUAUGAUUGUUACAUGUGCAAAUAAAAAAUAUCAUAUUGUUAAUGUGUUAAUAAAAACCUCGCAUUACGUAAAAAUAUUUUUUCUUUCCUAAAAUCCUAAAUAAAAUAGAUUUGUAAAGUAUUUUUUCCUUUUUUAAUCUUGGCCAAAUAAGAUUUUUUUUAAAAACAAAAUCCUUACAAAAGAUAAUUGUAAAAGUCUAUUUAAUAGUAAUUUUCACUUUUAAAAUUUAAUGAUAGACAUGAUACUAAAAUCUAUCUAAUUAACAAAGAAAAAUUGUUAAAAUAGUUGUGAUAUUGAUAAAACGAAUUUUGAAAAUAGUAACUUCUAAAAAUAGUUAAUAUUAACUGGAAAUAAUUAUUUGAUAGUAAUUUAAUUUUUCUAAAUCCUAAACAAAAUUAAAUUUUAAAAUAUUAUUUAAUAUUAAUUUUUUUUUCUAAAACCCUAAAAAAACUUUAAGAGAAUAUUUGAUAUAUUUUUAAAAAAUUAAAAACAAAAGAGAUUUUAUCAUAUUUUUAAGUUGUAACCAAAAUAAAAUUGUAAAAAGUUAUUUGGUAAUGUUUUUAAGAAAUAUUUGAUGAUGAACAUGAUACUAAAAAUUACUCCCUCUGUUAAAAUUAGUUUAGAUACGAAUUGUAUAAACAAUAUUUUUUAAACUUAUUUAAUAGUAACUAGAAAUAAUUAUUUGAUAAAAUUUUAUAUUUUCUAAAAUUUUAAAGAGAAGAUAAUUGUAAAAAUUUAUAUGAUAGUAAUUUUCCUUUCCUAAAAUCCUAAACAAAAAUAUAAAAGAGUAUUUAUAUAUAUAUAUAUAUAAGGAUUGUAUAUGAAAAGGAGCCCUUUUAAAAAAAAUCCAAACAAAAAUAAAAUUUAAAAUGAUUUAAUAAUAAUUUAAAAAAAAAUCGAUGGCAAGUAUGAUGUUAAAACUGUUUAAUUAACAAAAAUAAAAAAUUAGGAUGUCGUCAUGAUUGCUAUUUAUAUGUUUUUGGUCAUACGAAAAUCAUACAUAUGUUUGAUAUAUAUUUUCAUGUUUGGUCAUAAGAAAUAAAUUAUUAUUAUUAUUGUGAGCGAAGUGAUUUUUUAUGCAUUUUGUCAAAAAAAUCAAGUUUCAUCGCUAUCUUAUUACAUUUUUUUGUUUUUACUAUGUAAUGUUGUUAUAGAAAUAUAUCAUUAAGAAAUAAUAAAUGAAGAAAAUUAUUAAGCAUGAGAUAAGUUUUAAUAAAAUAUUAAACUAUUACAUAAGAAAGUGUAUGAUGUUGUCAAUGACUCGAUUGACCUUAUUUAACUUUCAAUUUUGUUCAUUCUAAUUCUUAAUUCGGGUUGGAUUGAGUUUAGAUUAAUAG